GUGGAGAGUGGAGAGCAUUGGUGGUGCCUUUUAAGCGAACAUUCUGAGAGCGUGCCCUCUACAGUCGAUUGGUGACCCUUCGGUGCCUGUGUUCUCCUCGGGCGGCAAGCAGAAAGAUCAAGAGUCAAAAUGUCUGAGAAGAAGAAGAGUGGUUUCGAUCCCAUGUCCUUCGCUCAGGAUUUCGUGGCCGGAGGAAUCGCUGCCGCCGUAUCGAAGACGGCUGUCGCCCCGAUCGAGCGUGUGAAGCUGCUUCUCCAAGUGCAGCACGCUUCGAAGCAGAUCGCCAAAGAGAACCAGUACAAGGGCAUCGUCGAUGUCUUCGUCCGCAUCCCCAAGGAACAAGGAUUCUCAGCCUUCUGGCGUGGUAAUCUGGCCAACGUCAUCAGGUACUUCCCCACCCAGGCUCUGAACUUCGCGUUCAAGGACAAGUACAAGCAGGUUUUCCUUGGAGGAGUGGACAAGAAAACUCAGUUCUGGCGCUACUUUGCCGGAAACCUCGCGUCUGGUGGAGCUGCCGGAGCCACUUCCUUGUGCUUCGUGUAUCCCCUCGAUUUCGCUCGAACUCGUUUGGGCGCUGACGUGGGCAAAAGCGGCGGAGAACGUGAGUUCAACGGUCUCAUCGACUGUCUCAAAAAAGUCACCAAGUCGGACGGUAUCAUUGGUCUCUACCGAGGUUUCGGAGUGUCCGUGCAAGGUAUCAUCAUCUACCGCGCGGCCUACUUCGGAUUCUUCGAUACUGCCAAGGGCAUGCUGCCUGACCCGAAGAACACCCACCUCGUCAUCUCAUGGGCCAUCGCUCAGACCGUGACCACCAUCUCGGGUGUGAUCUCCUAUCCUUUCGACACUGUCCGUCGUCGUAUGAUGAUGCAGUCCGGACGCAAAGGUGGAGACAUCAUGUACAAGAACACCCUCGACUGCUGGGCCAAGAUCGCCAAGCAGGAAGGCAGCGGCGCUUUCUUCAAGGGCGCCUUCUCCAACGUGCUCCGAGGAACCGGUGGAGCUUUUGUGCUUGUGCUCUAUGAUGAAAUCAAGGUUGCUCUGUUCGGAACGAACUGAGCGGAAUACGCUCGCUUAGUCUCGGUAUUCGUGUUCUGGCUGCCAUCAAUGAACGCGAGUUACGCCACAAACUACUUCCUAGUUUAAAGAAACAAAAAAGUAACGAGAGUCGAACGGAAACAUGCGGCAGCGUACAUUCCGGAAGAAACGAACCAAUCUCUUGCCAUCGUGUGUAUGCUGUGCUGUACGACCUCGUGUGUCGUGUGACUGUUCCAGUUUACCGAGUCGUCGGAUUUUGCCGUUCAGACUGACUUGGAUUUAGGAGGAUCUACCAACGAACUUCCGACUUCUAGCUGCGGAACGAAGCAAACCUGUUUUAGAAAAUGAGUGAAAGCCUCGACAAAACGAAUUGUAGGAUGGGAGAUCAAACUAAUUGAUGAUACCGGUCGAUUAUUAUUCUCAUCACCUUCUCCGCUCAAAUUCUUGAGGAAAAAAAAUCAGAAAGAACAUCCAUAAAUCUUAAAAAAAGUGUAAAAACAAUUCCAUUGAAAUAAAGGGAGAAGUCCGUAAUUUAAGCAAA
This is a messenger RNA of Galendromus occidentalis (western predatory mite), 1576 nucleotides long. RefSeq names its product ADP/ATP translocase 3. Gene Ontology annotation, biological process: mitochondrial ADP transmembrane transport; negative regulation of mitochondrial outer membrane permeabilization involved in apoptotic signaling pathway; mitochondrial ATP transmembrane transport. The transcript has 2 exons. Bases 130 to 1056 code for a protein of 308 amino acids. NCBI's taxonomy places the organism in Eukaryota, Metazoa, Arthropoda, Arachnida, Mesostigmata, Phytoseiidae. Gene Ontology annotation, molecular function: ATP:ADP antiporter activity. The record is from RefSeq and is a predicted model, not a curated record. Gene Ontology annotation, cellular component: mitochondrial inner membrane.